CAGAUCAGCUGUAGAGCUGCCUCUACAACCAUGUUUGCUACAAUUCACAUAAUGGCUAGCUCAAGGUUACCCGCGGCAGCGCUUACAUUAAAACAGUUUCUACAGAGGCAGAAAGUGUUGAGUCUCUACAGAAACAUGAUGAGGACCAUCAGACAAGUGCCAGACGAGGGAGACCGAAAAUACCUGAGGGAUUGGGCGAGAGAUGAGUUCAAGAGGAAUAAAAAUACCACAAAUCAGGACGCCAUCCGAAUGAUGAUCACACAGGCAAACAUGCAUCAUGAUGAGCUACAGUCAUCCCUUGCAUUGGCUAACGUUAAGAAAUAAUUUCACCUGUGUGGGACUGAGGUAAUCAACCCAUUUAAAUGCUGGAAGUGAAUCCCAGAGGCUUUGUUAUGCUGCCUCAAAUGGACUGUGGAUUGGCAGCAUGAAAGCCAUAGGAAUCAGUACACCACUUACUGUAGAAGCACCUUGGCAUUUGGCCAGACCAGCUCGUUGCCGUUCUUAUCGAUGUAUUCCUAAAACUGCUAGUGUCUGGUACAUAAUGGGAUUUGGACCAUAUGAGAUCUGUCAUGGGGAGUCCCAUAUCAGAUGGUUGCCAUCAACAUGUCCAUGUCGAGCAGUGGUGACGCUUUCAGAACGCCAGCUGUGAUUCAAUUUUGAGGAAAGCUGCGAGAGCCAUGUGUGAUAUGCCAUUUGCAAUCAUGUCUGACAUAAUAAUACCAUGGGGCUCAUGUUGGGCUAUUGUAAAGUUGUUUGUGUCCAGAUGACCCUCAUGAAAUAUGUUAUGUACAUGUUGAACAUAAAACAAAAAUACAUUCUGUA
Messenger RNA from Coregonus clupeaformis (lake whitefish), 822 nucleotides. RefSeq names its product LYR motif-containing protein 2. The coding region runs from base 31 to 324 and encodes 97 amino acids. NCBI's taxonomy places the organism in Eukaryota, Metazoa, Chordata, Actinopteri, Salmoniformes, Salmonidae. The record is from RefSeq and is a predicted model, not a curated record. Gene Ontology annotation, cellular component: mitochondrion. The transcript has 3 exons.